Messenger RNA from Macadamia integrifolia, 1254 nucleotides. RefSeq names its product cationic peroxidase 1-like. Gene Ontology annotation, molecular function: peroxidase activity; heme binding. The coding region runs from base 99 to 1058 and encodes 319 amino acids. Gene Ontology annotation, biological process: response to oxidative stress; hydrogen peroxide catabolic process. The transcript has 3 exons. NCBI's taxonomy places the organism in Eukaryota, Viridiplantae, Streptophyta, Magnoliopsida, Proteales, Proteaceae. The record is from RefSeq and is a predicted model, not a curated record.
CACAGAAGCUAUCUUCCAUAGCGGGUUCUUCUUCUUCUUCUUCUUCUUCUUCAUUUUCUUUCCUUCUGCUUUCAUUCUCUCUUAAAAAGUGAGUAGUAAUGGCUUCUUCUUCCUCCUCAUUUGGCACCACUUUGUCUGUGUUUCUCUUGGUUCUGGUUGGGAUGGCCUCAGCUCAGCUAUCCUCAACUUACUAUAACACUUCAUGUCCCAACGCCCUCUCAACCAUCAAGUCUGCAGUGGACUCUGCCGUAGACAGCGAAAGUCGAAUGGGCGCUUCCCUUCUCCGUCUACAAUUCCAUGAUUGCUUUGUCAAUGGUUGCGAUGCGUCUGUUCUGUUAGACGACACGUCGACCUUCACCGGAGAGAAGACGGCUGCCCCAAAUAACGGAUCAAUUCGAGGGUUCGAUGUGAUCGACACCAUCAAAUCCAAUGUCGAAAGCAUCUGCCCUGGCGUUGUCUCCUGUGCUGAUAUUGUUGUCGUCGCUGCUCGCGACUCUGUUGUUGCUUUGGGUGGCCCUUCCUGGACUGUUCAGCUCGGAAGAAGAGAUUCGACCACAGCAAGUUUAAGUACUGCAAACAGUGACAUUCCUGCCCCGACCUUGAAUCUGAGUGGCCUCAUCUCUUCCUUCUCCAAUAAAGGAUUCACUGCCAAGGAAAUGGUGGCUCUCUCAGGAGCUCACACCAUAGGCCAAGCUAGGUGCACAAAUUUCAGAGCUCGUAUCUACAAUGAGACCAACAUUGAUUCAACCUUUGCAUCAUCCCUGCAGUCGAAUUGCCCAAGCACCGGUAGUGACAACAAUCUCUCUCCCCUUGACACCACAAGCCCAACUACUUUUGAUAAUGCUUAUUACACAAAUCUGGUAAACAAUAAGGGCUUGUUACACUCGGACCAACAGCUCUACAAUGGUGGCUCCACGGAUUCUCAGGUUUCCACCUAUAGUACAAGCUCCUCCACUUUCUUAACUGAUUUUGCAAAUGGAAUGGUGAAGAUGGGAAACCUCAGUCCACUCACUGGGACUAGCGGAGAAAUCAGAACCAAUUGCAGGAAGACCAACUAGUACUGAUCAAUUGACCAUCUUUUGUUGUCCUUUUUUCAUUUUGUUUCCCCACUCUUAUAUGCCCUCCCCUGCCUUCUCCUCCCCUCUUUGGAAGUGUUAGAAGUGGUCUUGAUCAAGACAUGAGAUGUAGUUAAUACUUAAUUGGAAUAAGGAUUUAUUAGGCUGGAAUUCUAGUUAUUUGCAUAUUGGAGACCGA